Molecule: messenger RNA, 418 nt
Organism: Staurois parvus
Lineage: Eukaryota; Metazoa; Chordata; Amphibia; Anura; Ranidae
Source: the annotation of a GenBank genome assembly
AUGUGCCACUUUCAGGUCUCCUCACACUGCUGGUGUGUUGAAUUUUUUGACAUAGGGUGCUGGCAGAUUACGGGCCUCCCAUAGCUGCUGCCAGGCCCCAAAUCUGCCAUGGGCCCCUAUAUAACCGCCUCCUCAUGCUGCUGCCAGGUCCACAGUCUCUCAUGGGUCCCUGUACGGCCUCCCAUUGCUGCUGUCUCCAUCGCCACACUCUGCCAUGUGCCACUUUCAGGUCUCCUCACACUCCUGCUGGUUUCCUAUUUUGCCAUAGGUUGCUGUAUGGCUCUCCCAUUGCUGCUGCCUCCCCGCGCCACACUGUGGCUCCAAACACUGGUUUUUGGCCCCGUGACUGGACCAAAUGAGUAAUGUGUGCGGUGAUUGAUCUCUAAAGAUCGACGGCACUCAUCUGCAUGUCAUACUG